UUAAAACUCAUUUGCAUUUCGAGAAAUACGGAUCGUUGGAAAAAUAACGGAAGAAAGUGUUUGACGAGAAAAAAAAUAAAAAAAAGGAUUUUCCGUGGGAAAACAAUUAAACUUUUAAUAAAUAAAACAUAAAACAAACAAACAAAAAAACAUAAUAAAUGUCUUAAGAUGUGGAAAAUAAUAACAAUAUUUAUGUGUAUAUUUUACACAAAUUUUGUGCAAGCGACUUAUAAUACAGGAAUUAAAACCAGAGUUUAUGAACAGCAACCGAUAACUCAUGUCUAUCAUCAUCAUCAUCAACAACAAAACCAACAAUAUACACCAACACAUGGACAUUAUCAUCAACACAGUGCCAGUGGCAGCGGCGGCAAUAAUGACAGAGAUUAUCAGCCCUCAAUAACACAUCAUUAUGCGCACAAUGAUAAUUCGUAUCAGCAACAACAACGUGAAGGUGGCUAUUAUCAGCAAACACCAACAGCGGUACACCAGCAGACUCGUCACCAACACCAACAACAUUAUACACAACCCCUGUCCCAGCACCAGCCCCAACAGCAGCAGCAGCACCAACAACCCCAGUCACCACAACCCAUUUACGAUCGUAGAGGGAAUACUCCCUUACAAACGUCGGGAAAUUGGCAAAAUUCUGAAAAUUCUGUUACCGAAUAUUAUACUGGAUGUCCAUCGGGACAUACGGGUCAAUUGCCGUAUGCUUAUGAUUGUCGACGCUUUUUAAAUUGUUGGCAUGGUAGAGGUCAUAUACAAACCUGUUCGGUUGGCACUGUUUUCAAUCCGGAGACAUUGGAAUGCGAUCGUCCCGAUAAGGUGAAGUGUGAAGCAGCCUUGGGUGUUUUAGGUGUUCAAUCUGGGGUAGCAUCAGCAUCUCCCAGCCAUGGCAGCUUAAAGCAACCAGCUCAACCUAAUUAUAGAGCUGGUCGUUAUACUGGCACCACCAACGACAAUGUUGAGGUUUUAUGUCCUACCGGUGCUGAGGGUUUGCAGCCACAUCCAUCGGAUUGUACACGUUUCAUAAACUGUGCCCAUGGCAAAAUGCAUAUACAACAAUGUGGACCCGGCACUGCUUACAGUAUACCCAUGAAAGUGUGUGAUUUUAAGCACAAAGUUGAUUGUUCAGGCAGAGAAGGAGAACAGGGAGCUCCAUCCUACAGACAAGAAAAAUUAGCUAAAAAUGAAAUAACCUGUCCCCCAAAUGCUGCUGGUUUGUAUUCCCAUCCCCAUGAUUGUACAAAAUUUUUACAGUGCUCUAAUGGCGCCACUUAUAUACAAGAUUGUGGCCCCGGUACUGCUUUCGAUAGUGCACGUUUGCUUUGUGAUUAUAAACACAAGGUCAAAUGUUGUUCGGGCUGUACUUGGCCUGACACUGAAACAGAAUCGACAGUUGUUUCAAGUGAAAAUAGUCACACCCAAGCCAAACCACCACCAUCAUCUACUCCUACAAAUAAUCAGCAACAUGAAGAUUUGCCUCACACCGCUGACAUUUUAUGUCCAGGCGGUAUUACGGGACUCUUUCCAUAUCCCUUUGACUAUACGAAAUUUAUUAAUUGUAAAAAUGGCAAUACGGCCAUACAGAAUUGUGUGUCCGGUACAGCGUUUAGUAUAUCGAAAGGUUAUUGUGAAUCCCUGGAUGAUAUACAACAAAGUGAUCAUGUUAUUUAUAUUGUGUCGCAAGUUAGUUAUGAAUAUUCUCAAACACUUAUAACUUGUCCACCCGGUACAGAGGGCCUGCAUUUGUAUCCCUUUAAUGCAGAGUUAUUUGUUAAAUGUAUAAAAAGUCAAAUGAAAAUUGAACCCUGCAGCAGAGCCCAGGUAUUUAGUAUAACCAGACGCACAUGUCAGCCCUCGGCACAAGUGUUGAAACACGAACGUGUUCGUUUGUUAAGUGAGCUACAAACGACCAAUAAUCUUGCUGUAACCGAUGAGCAUUAUAGUAUGCAGAAUAUGGUUUAUUGUCCUGGUGGCUUAACGGGCAUUUAUCCUCAUCCUUUUGAUUCGACGAAAUAUUUGAAAUGUGUUCGGGGACGUUUGUUUAGUGAAUCGUGUUCUUCGGGUGAAGCUUUUAGUUUGUCUCGCAAGGUUUGUGGCUUAAAAGAGGAACUUAAUGCUGACGAUCAUGUGCCUUUAGCUAAGACUUCUAAUAGCCAGGAGUGGAGAAUAUCUGAUAUGGAAAUAACACAUGGCUCUGUCGAUGGCAUGACUUAUUUAAUGUGUCCCCCCGGUUUGGAUGGCUACUUUUUGAAUCCCUUUGAUUGUACCAAGUAUAUCGAGUGUUCUCGAGGUGCAACGGUGGUUGACAAUUGUUUAAAUGGUGCUGUUUUUAGUAUAUCUCGCCAGGAGUGCAUUCCUAGAGAUAAAGUGGAGGCAUACGAUCGGGUAGAGUAUUUGACAACGACCAAAAAUGAGUUUUCAAAUGAAUCUGUUGAUCAGUACAAUCAUGAUCUAGGAGUCAGCUGCCAACCGGGAACUUUUGGUAUUUAUCCACAUCCUCAUGAUUGUCACAAAUACAUACGCUGUGCCAAUGGACGUAUAUCAUUGGAAAAUUGUCCAGCCGGUCAAGUGUUUAGUGUGACAAGAAGUUUUUGUCAUAAUGAAAAUGAGGUUGAUCAUGGAGAUCGUAGUUCCUAUAAUAGAGACGUAAGUCAAAAUCAUUAUACAGGAUCAGCAACAACAACGACUACUACAAAUACAGCUUAUCAACCAGGAUCCUAUGAACCCUUUAACACACCACAGUCUCAUUUAAGUGCACCACCUUCUACGGCCAUGAUUCCACCAUCUGCUGUUUUAAGUCCUCCUCUACCAUCAGCUCCCAAUGCUCCAAAAACUAAUGAUGUAAGUUGUCCUCCUGGGGCAAGUGGUCGUUUGCCACAUCCUUAUGAUUGCACAAAAUUUUUAAUGUGUUCCAAUGGCGAGACUCAUGUACAAGACUGUGGUCCUGGUACAGCUUGGAAUAAGGCCAUGGAAGUGUGUGAUUUUAAGGAUAAAGUUGACUGUUCCCAGAACACAGUGAGUAGCAGUGCUAGUUCUAGCACAAUUACCACAAAUACGCUAAAUUCUCAAUCAUCUCAAUUCCUUUGUCCCGUUGGUGUGGAAGGACUCUAUCAGCAUCCCUAUGACUGGCAUAAAUAUUUGGUUUGUGAUCAUGGUCAAACCACUGAAAUGGAUUGUGCCCCUGGCACUGUUUUUAGUCUGACGCGUAAAAUAUGCGAUUUCGAAGCAAAUGUUUUGAAUACGGAUCGUUGUAAUAAUGGAGUUUAUAGCAGUGAUUAUGAUUAUACUUAUAGUCAGAGCCAUAAUAAUCGCCCUGUAAAUCCCCAAUGGUCUAACUCGGGCACAACUCAGACCCAGCCUGCUACUGUCCAUACGCAAGUUACCGGAAAUCGUUGGACCAACAUGAAUGUACCCCGUCCCCAGGGCUCUACAUAUGAUCAAACCUCUACUUGGCAGCAUACAGCUAAUACUCAUCAUCAAAAUCAUCCAGCUAGACCUGAUGUGACACCCGUUUGGUCUGGCACAGGAGUGCAUGUGGACCAGCAUAAACCCUCGCACACCAUCAUCUACGAGGAGGGAUCUUUUGAACCGAAUCGUAAUUAUAAUCGUCAAAUGUUUAGCACACCAUUAGCAUCAUUAACACCAACAACAACAACAAGUACUACUUCUACACCGACCAUUGUUUAUGCUCAACCAGUUGGUUCGCAAGAAGAUUCACAGGAAUUAUUUUCCAAUAACCCCAGAAAACCUAUAAAUACUUAUAAACCUCCACAUUAUCCCUCCACAAAUCGUCAAAAUCAUACAAGACACCUAAACACUUGGACACCCAUUCGACCUGUAGAUAUACCCAGGCAUGAUUUAAUGCCUCCCCAUCAGGGUCAAAAUACAGUUUACACUAACACUCGUGUGCCAGUAAUCACACAGCUUAUGCCUCCCAACCAACAACCUCAGCCGCAACCUUCUCCACAAUAUCCGGGCAGACCUCAAAUUUAUAGGCCAGCAACACAUUUCAUGCCUCCCUUUAAUCAUGAUGAUUCAGGUCAAAAACCUCUACCAGAUUCUGACUUUAAAUUAACCACUAUAAAUAUUGAUCAACUUCCGGGUCAAAUAUCUUAUAAUCUAAAUGAUUUUGAUAAAUUACCCUCAUCUUCUUCAAGGCAUAAUAUUAAUGAUAAUUCUAAUUUAUAUGGUGGUCUACAGCCCCCAUUAUCCGAUACACUAACCACAACCACCGCUAGAACUUUUUUAGAUCCAUACCAACCAACCACCCAGGUACUUCAGCCUCCGGGAACCAUUACGCCCACAAGACCUAUUUCAGGCUACCCACAACUAUCCAAUGCCACCAUACAAUCAUUUCCCCAUCAACCCCACUACAGUCCACCCUAUGCCGAAGUAACUCAUUCACGUAAUACUUCCUGGGUGGGUAGAAAAAUUCCCCAACAUUCGGCCAUUAAACCCACCUAUAGGGAUUCCUUGAAUUCGGAAAAUACUAAUGUCAAAAUAACCAGUACUCCACCACCCCAAUACUAUGGCCUUAAUCCUCCUCCUUAUGCCAAUAGCGAACAUGAAGAGAAUGACCCUAACCCUGACACCCAAGACCAAGAACUAGCCAUGAAAGCGGCUUUAAAACUUUUAUUAAAACCCUAUCUCGACUCUGAAAGUAAAGUAGACGAUAGUGUAGCCGAAAUGGCUCAAUCUCAUAUAAUGAGCUUAGUUUCCACCACAACGACCACUACUCAUAAACCACUACCAUCCAAUAAAAAUACUCUUGUUCCUACCACAACACCCCAUCAAGAAGAUGUUGAACUUAUACUUGCAGGUGAACAACACAAUCUAGUAGGUGUUACUACCACAAAUACGGGUACUCAUGAAACAUCAACAUCUUACAAUCUCCAUCAGACACCCUUACAAUCUGAACGUUCAAGUAUGAAACCAUUAACAUACCCUCAUGAACAUAAUACCAAUUGGCACAGGCAUCAUUCACAUGAUCCGCAUCAUUUUAAAUAUCAACAUACUCGCGAAUUCCAUGAGAAACAUCCCAAUUUACCAAAUCCUUUUGAUGUUACCACUACUCCCAUAAGUUCCUAUAAUUCUCGAGCAGAGGCUACUACUACUACUCAGAGAAAUUAUGAUUUUGAUUUAAGAGUUGGCGGCAAUUGUCCAUUUGAUUGUGGCAAUGGAAAAUGCGUGGAGCAGCAUCAGGUCUGUGAUGGUGUCAAUAAUUGUGGAAAUCGUAAGGAUGAACAACAAUGUCAGCACUUGGGUUACGAAUUACGUUUAACGGGAGGUCAAAGCUCCAAUAUGGGGCGAGUAGAAGUCAAAAUUCUUGGCAAAUGGGGUUACGUUUGUGAUGAUAAAUUCGGUUUACCCGAUGCUGAUGUUGUAUGCCAUGAGUUGGGCUUUAAAAUGGGAGCCAUGGAAGUACGUGGCAACUCGUAUUAUGCCCCCUCUGAUGUUAAUUUAUACUUUACCAUGGAUGAGGUUGAGUGUAAGGGCAACGAAACUUCCUUAAGGGAAUGUGAUUUCAAGGGAUGGGGUGUUAAUAACUGUGGACCCGAUGAAGUAGUGGGUGUUGUGUGUAAAGUACCCAAACUAAAGUGUCCCGAUAAUUAUUGGUUGUGUAGCACCUCCAAGGAGUGUAUACCAACGGCUUUCUUGUGUGAUGUAACUCCCGACUGUGAGGAUGGUUCGGAUGAAAGUGAGCAAGUUUGUAAUGCUCCUAUUAAAUAUCGUUUGGAAGGUGGUCGCAGCUCUAAUGAGGGACGUCUGGAGGUAUUUUAUCGCGGAGAAUGGGGCACUGUUUGUGAUGAUGAUUUCGGUUUAAAAGAGGCUCAAGUUGUUUGUAAUUCCUUUGGUUUUUAUGGCAAAGCGGAAAUCGCUAAGAACAUUUAUGGUCCUGGCAGUGGACCCAUUUGGUUGGACCAAGUAUCUUGUCUGGGUAAUGAGACCAAGAUUGAUGAAUGUAAUCACUGGUCUUGGGGUGAAAACAAUUGUAAUCAUACAGAGGAUGUAGGACUUAAAUGUUUGGCAGGUCCCAAGCCAAUUCCCUCAAAACCAAAUACUUCCAUAACAGCACCUAAAGCUGAAGAUCUAGAAUCUACUUUACAAUUUGAACAAUCCGAUUUAGAUGAUUUGGGUUUGUACCAGGGACUCUGGCAACGUUCUAGUAAAGCAGUGCACAGUCAAAAGAAAUGUGGACAUUUCAAGUCGAAUCUGGUAGAUGAAUACGAUCAUCCCGAGGAAAGAGUUGUUAAUGGUAGUAUAGCCAAAAGAGGACGUCAUCCCUGGCAAGCAACUAUACGCACCCGGGGACGUGGAGGCAUAUCGAGUCAUUGGUGUGGUGCGGUAAUCAUUUCAAAGAAACUAAUACUUACUGCAGCUCAUUGUUUGGCGGGCUAUCCCAAGGGAUCGUAUUUCGUGCGCAUGGGUGAUCAUUAUGCAAAUAUAGCCGAAUCAUCAGAAGUCGAUUCGAAUAUUGAAAAUUGGUAUAUCCACGAAAAAUUCCGUGAUCAAAAGCAUAUGAACAAUGAUAUUGCCUUGAUAUUACUCAAGAAUCCAGUACGUUUCAAUGACUAUGUACAACCCAUAUGUUUGCCCGAAAAGGGUGCAACUUUGGAGACAAAUCGUUUGUGUACGAUAUCAGGCUGGGGUUCUAUUAAAUCGGGAACAUCAACUCCUUCCAAUAUUUUACGUUCUGCUCAAGUGCCCGUAUUGGCCGAUGAUGUUUGUCACCAGAAAAAUGUUUAUGCCAAUGCCAUGACCGAAGGCAUGUUUUGUGCUGGAUUCUUGGAUGAAAGCGCUGAUGCUUGUGAUGGUGAUUCGGGUGGACCUUUAGUCUGUUCUGAUGAGGAUGGUGAAACUUUGUAUGGCAUCAUUUCAUGGGGCCAACAUUGUGGUUAUGCCAAUCAUCCUGGUGUUUAUGUGCGUGUGGAGAAAUAUAUUGAUUGGAUUUAUGACAAAAUUAAUCUGAUGAUGCAGCAAGGCAAGCUUUAGUAUAAUUUAAUUUGAAUGGGAUCUAAACUCGAAUUUUAUUAAAUCUCGAAAUAUUGUUUAAAAUAAGUUUAGUUUGUAGUAAUUUGUAAUGCCAAAAAUUAAAGACAAUUAAUAGAAAACUAUUUUAUUUAAAAGAAA
This is a messenger RNA of Calliphora vicina (urban bluebottle blowfly), 7134 nucleotides long. RefSeq lists its product as uncharacterized. Gene Ontology annotation, molecular function: serine-type endopeptidase activity; chitin binding; protein binding. Gene Ontology annotation, cellular component: extracellular region; membrane. The record is from RefSeq and is a predicted model, not a curated record. The coding region runs from base 169 to 6996 and encodes 2275 amino acids. The transcript has 16 exons. Gene Ontology annotation, biological process: proteolysis. NCBI's taxonomy places the organism in Eukaryota, Metazoa, Arthropoda, Insecta, Diptera, Calliphoridae.